Molecule: messenger RNA, 2622 nt
Organism: Nymphaea colorata (pocket water lily)
Lineage: Eukaryota; Viridiplantae; Streptophyta; Magnoliopsida; Nymphaeales; Nymphaeaceae
Product: subtilisin-like protease SBT4.14
Exons: 11
Coding region: 36-2315 (759 amino acids)
Biological process (GO): proteolysis
Molecular function (GO): serine-type endopeptidase activity
Source: RefSeq, a predicted model, not a curated record
UGCAUGCUCUUCAUUUCCCGUGAGCCGCUCCAAGAAUGAAGAUGGGAGGAACUCUGCCUUUUUCUCUCCUUUUCACGAUCAUCCUCUCCACUGCGGCGGCCGCCGCCGCCGCCGCCGGUGGCCUUGGGGUCUCUGACGACGAACUGAUAGACAAACAGCAUUACAUCGUUUACAUGGGUGAUCUGCCUUCUUUUGCGGAGUCGUCCACAGUGGCCAUCGAUAUGCAUUUUGAUGUCCUCUCCACCGCCGUUGGAGGCAUGGACACAGCUAAGAACGUGAUCGUCCACAACUACGCAAAGAGUUUCAGCGCAUUCGUCGCGAAACUAUCGCCAGGAGAGGCUGACAGCAUUAAAGAUGCUAAGGGUGUGCUCACAGUCUUCCCUAACAAAUAUCACAAGCUCGACACCACAAGAUCAUGGGACUUUAUAGGGUUUCCUCAAAACGCAGAGAGAAACCUGCAAGAAGAGAGCAACGUCAUUGUAGGUGUCAUGGAUACAGGAAUUGAGCCUACUUCUGAGAGUUUCAACGACAAGGGAUUUGGUCCGCCACCGGAGAAAUGGAAGGGGCGCUGCGGUCCAUACACUAACUUCUCCGGUUGCAACAACAAACUCAUUGGUGCAAAGUACUUCAACCUUGAAGGUGCACCAGUUCCAGGUGACGUACUGUCCCCAACUGACGUUCAAGGCCAUGGCACCCAUACUGCUUCCACUGUGGCUGGUGCAGCUGUGCCGGGAGCUAACCUUUACGGCUUGGCUUCCGGCACGGCUCGGGGCGCCGUCCCUUCGGCCAGGGUUGCCGCCUACAAGGUGUGCUGGCUCGGGCUUGGUUGCUCAGACAUGGACCUGCUUGCGGCGUUCGAUGCGGCCAUCGCUGAUGGCGUUGACGUGAUCUCGGUAUCGAUCGGCGGAUCUUCCAGUGAUUUCUUCACCGACACCAUCUCCAUCGGCGCCUUCCACGCGAUGAAGAAGGGGAUCAUGACAGUUUGCUCCGCCGGAAAUAGUGGACCCUCUGCUGGAACCGUCCAGAAUUAUGCUCCAUGGAUCUUCACCGUCGCUGCUAGUGCAACGGACAGACAAUUCAGAAGCCAAAUUUCUCUGGGCAAUGGAAUGAAACUUGCCGGAAUCGGAAUCAACACAUUUACUCCUGCGAAGACGGCGUAUCCUCUGGUUACUGGCGACGAAAUCGGCAAACCUGACUCCAGCUUGGCCGAGUUCUGCUCGGGUGACGCACUGGACCCUGAGAAGGCAAAAGGAAAGGUUGUGUAUUGUAAGGCACUGGAGCCAGGGGUAUCUGAAAGCGUUCAGAUGGUUGGAGGUGAAGGUUUCAUUCUUGAGACCACCCAAUACUUGGACACGGCAGCUGCAUAUUCAUUGCCUGGAACUGUGGUUAGCCCUCGCCAGGGCAAGAUCAUUACCGAAUACUUGAACUCUACAAGGAACGCAACUGUGGAGAUCUCAAAAUCCUUCGCUGCCAACAUUAAAGCCCCAUUUGUGGCCACGUUCUCUUCCCGUGGCCCAGGCCCUUCCUCUCUAAGGUUCAUCAAGCCUGAUAUUGCAGCACCUGGAGUCGACAUUUUGGCAGCCUACAGCACAUUGACUUCCAUGACAGGAACCAGUGGUGACACUCGAGUUGUGAAGUUCAUGAUGAUGUCCGGCACCUCAAUGGCCUGCCCUCAUGUUAGUGGCGUGGCUGCCUACGUCAAAUCCUUCCAUCCGACUUGGUCUCCGGCCAUGAUCAAAUCAGCCAUCAUGACCACAGCGACCCCUAUGAGCUCACAGAACGACAAAGAGGCAGAAAUGGCCUAUGGUUCAGGACAGCUGAACCCAGUAAAGGCUCUGCACCCAGGGCUAGUUUACGACACGGACGAGCACGGCUACAUGAGCUUCCUCUGCAGCCAGGGGUACAUGGAAUCCAACUCCCUGAAGAUCAUUACCGGCAAUAAAUCCAUCAACUGCGCCGACUUCCCCAAGGCCAUGGGCUUCGAUGACCUGAACUACCCCUCCAUGUUCAUGACCGUCCCGCCGGCGGACAACAAGACCAGCCAACCCCAGCCAACCACGGCCAUCUUCGUCCGGAAGCUCACCAACGUCGGCCCGCCCCAAUCCGAGUACAGCGCCAAGGUCGAGUGCCCGCCGGACGUCUCCGUCACCGUCCAGCCGCCCAAUUUCUCCUUCAACCACACUCACCAGAAGUUUUCGUUCAUGGUCAUCGUCAAAGCCAAGCCCUCCUUCAACGAUUACAUCCGGUCGGCCGCGCUUAUUUGGUCCGACUCCGUUCGCACCGUCCGGAGCCCCAUAGUUAUCAUGUCAAGUUAAACAAAAUACUGACAUCUUUCUAGCUUUUUUGGCUACAAAAAAGAAAGCAAACCUUGUUCUUCAUAAAUUUACGAAUGGUAGUAACAGGAAGUUGCCAGAUUUCUUACUCUCUUUUUUUUCCCCCUCAUUUUUGAUCGGCCACUGUAAAAUGAAGGCUCUUGAAUCUCUGUAAUAGCUCGAGCCAAGCAAGAAAGAAGUUCAUUGGUACUAAAAAUUUUGGCAUUGGAAGUUCUCUUCCUGUAAUUAGGCACUUUGUACUAAUUGUUUCUACACAAUCUAUAGAAUCUGUUGCUGUCUUGAAGAAUUA